GAAGAGAGGUACCGGUGUGACAGCGUUGAGCAAAAAGAAAGCAAAAACUAAUGACUUCAACUACAGUGGACUGUCCUUUUACAAGCUCUUCCGAGGCUUCAGAACCUUCUUCAAGAUAUUACUCCCUUUUUAAACCAGGAGACCGGGUUGUGGUCCAAUCUGCUGUAAAAGGAGAAGCAUUCUACGGUACAGCAAGAUGGACGGGCCAGAUCAGGAAGGCUCACUUAGGAGAUGCUAUACCAGUCGUUGGAGUAGAGAUAGACAAGAAGAUAAAACUAGACAAACAUUUCCCGGACCUUCAUAUGGACUUGACGGAAGGUCAAACUCUCUUCAAGGUUCCCUUUCACCACACGAGGGUAUUCCUUCCUGAGCAGCUGGUCGUACACGCUGAAGACUUUGAGGUUCAACACCAAAAAGAGAUCAUUACACAAUAUGAGGUCCGGCAGGCGGCAAAAGAGUUCAACCUAACAGCUGAAGAGUAUCAGUACCAGCAAGUGAUACUGGAUAAUUGUAAAUCAGACUCUAAACUGACGAAGGGUACCUCAUUUGAUAGCAAGGACUCAGGCUGUAGUCUCACGUCUGACAAGCUGAGGAGUCUCUCCAUCAAUUCUCCUCUUUCUCCUGGUGACUGUCAGCUUAGUGUGGGAUCAAUGGUAUCCAUAGAAGAUAGUAAUUCUGUCCUUUAUGGUGUCAUUCAAUGGAUUGGCUCACUACCUGGUUGCACUGAAGCUUCGAUGGCUGGAAUUGAAUUGGAUGAGCCAUUGGAAGGAUGCUCUGAUGGUACUUGGGAAGGAAAGAGGUUGUUUGACUGCUCUUCUGGUCAUGGCUACUUCACUUCACUGGAAUCAGUUAAACCAGACAUAAGAUACCUCCUUGAAGAAGAAGAGGGGAAAAGAGACACUAGUAGGAACUACAGCAUUGGAGGAAGACAGUAUGAUGAUUCUCCUGAAGAUAAUAAUGGAGGCAUGAGCUUUGGUUAUCACUCUGGUGUCUUCCAAGAAGAAAGGAGGAGCUUUGAAGAGACUAGGACUGGCUAUCAAGAGAAGGACUCUUAUAGAGAACAAGAAUGGAAAGAAGGAGUUGAUUAUUACAGCAGCAGUCAUAGAAAUCCACCACCAGUUAGUAUUAAUAGCCACAAGAGCAUGAGGCAUGGUAGCUCUAUGAUGACAGGUGGUGGUGGGGGAAGGGAACAAGCAGGAGGUUCUCUAGAAAUGGCAGCUUUAAUACCGUCAGUUGUGCAGUCAAAGUUAAAGGAGCUUGAACAGCAACAGGAUCACUAUCACCCCCAUCACCAGCCUAUCACGUGGAGGAGGGAUGAGAGGAGGGAUGAGAGAGGGAAAGGAGGACACUUUGAGCAGCUACAGAGGAAGGUUGAACUAAUGGAAGAAGCUCAUCAAAGUGUCACUGCAUCUCUUAGAAAGAAAGAAAGCGAUUAUAUCAAUCUUUAUGAAUCACAUGAGAAGCUAAUGGAAGAUUAUGAGGAGAGAGAGCAACAAUAUUUCCAACUUAAGCAAUCCCACGAGAGCCUCUUGUCCAAGUAUGAGGACAUUGACUAUGAUUAUCAACAACUGAAGCAGCUUCAUCAAGAGCUGGUCCGUAAAUACCAGGAAACCAGCAGAGAGGAGAGUCUAGACAGGAAAGAGUUUGCUUCAGUCCAAGCCUCUCACCAACAGCUUGAGUACAAAGUACAGCUAAUGGAGGCUGAGCUUGAGUCAAAGAAUAGGCAGCUAAGCUCAUUGAAGAGGCAGUUGAAUGCAAUAAGGAAUAGCUGGAAGAUAAGGCACACUGAUGUGUCUUUGACAGACACUGAUCUUGGCAGAGGAGGCUGGGGUGUAGUUUUGAUUGGAGAGUUUAGAGGACAAAGAGUAGCUGUGAAACAGAUGCAUGAUGUCAUUCAGGGCACCGAAUAUAUGGAGCUCCUUCAUAGAGAGAUAAAUACAAUGUCUCAGUUGCGUCAUCCUAAUCUCCUCCAGUUUAUAGGAGCUGUGUUAGACCAUCCAUCAGGUAAUCUUAUGAUUAUCACUGAAGUAAUGGAUACCUCAUUACGGAGUGCCUAUGAGAGGAAGGAGCUUACUACUGAUCCUGGCUGUAGACCAGUGAUUCUAUCUAUAAUGCGUGAUGUAGCUGUGGGUUUAAACUACCUACACUGUCUACCUGAUCCUAUUAUUCAUCGUGAUGUCAGCAGUGCUAAUGUACUACUGGAAUCAAAGGGACACAACAAAUGGAAGACUAAGAUAUCCGACUUUGGAUCGGCUAAUUUAGCUCAAGCAGCUUUCACCAAAGCCCCAGGAGCUCUUGUCUAUGGAGCACCCGAAUGUUUCCAAAGUGUCGUUGAUUCUGGGAGACUUCAAACGACAAAAGUUGAUGUGUUUAGCUAUGGAAUAACUCUCUGUGAGAUCUUGACGUGUCGUUUUCCAGAGCACCAGUACUUCCAGCAGAUGUUGCAGAGUAUAAAGGAAUACAAUCUAUCUAGUUUGAUUGAGCAGUGCACUCAGAAGAGACCUCAAGAGAGGCCGGACAUGAAACAAGUUAUUGAUAGCAUUGAUAAAGUUAUUUCUUUUAUGUAAAAAAUUUAAUCAUCAUUAUUAUUGUUUGUUUACUCUGUUGUCCUAAUGCUGCUUUAAAAAGGAA
Molecule: messenger RNA, 2631 nt
Organism: Amphimedon queenslandica
Lineage: Eukaryota; Metazoa; Porifera; Demospongiae; Haplosclerida; Niphatidae
Exons: 3
Coding region: 51-2567 (838 amino acids)
Biological process (GO): necroptotic signaling pathway; protein phosphorylation
Molecular function (GO): protein kinase activity; ATP binding
Source: RefSeq, a predicted model, not a curated record